Molecule: messenger RNA, 4058 nt
Organism: Oncorhynchus gorbuscha (pink salmon)
Lineage: Eukaryota; Metazoa; Chordata; Actinopteri; Salmoniformes; Salmonidae
Product: transmembrane protein 168-A-like
Exons: 5
Coding region: 344-2425 (693 amino acids)
Source: RefSeq, a predicted model, not a curated record
AUAAUAAUUUAUUUAGAGGGAAAACCUGACGUCAAACGACAUUCGUUUUCUCAGCAAACGCAAAAUCCCAGGUAUGUUUGACUCAUCAGCCUUGCCGUAGUUUGGAGUCCGGAAACAUCACGAACUGGAAACGCAAAAAGUUUUUCAACAAACAAGAUGGCUGAAUAGCCUAUUUCAUCUGGAUCUCAUCCAUAAUGUUGCCUAAAUUCAAGUGUCCCAGUCCACUACAAAACCUACACAAGCUUGCUACUGUCAGUGUUAUAUCUGAUCAUUGAAUCAUGAGUCCCCCAGUUGACUGUUCAGGAGGAUCUGUUACUGCCUCAGCCACUGUCUCUACACAGCCAUGUCACGCCUGGAGCCGGAGGAGGAGAGUGGGCCUGGGCACGAGCCCAGCAGGGAGGUGGACAUGUGGUCGUCAGUGCGUUGCCUUGGUUACCUGUCCAGUUUCAACCUGAUGGUGGCGGUAUGCCUGGGCCUGUAUGUGCGCUGGGAGCAGACAGACGAGCCCAUGAUCCUUGUCAUCUUCAUCCUGGGUCUCUUCGUCCUGGGCAUCGCCAGCAUCCUUUACUACUACUUCUCCAUGGAGUCAGCCAGUCUCAGCCUCUUCCACCUGUGGUUUGGCUUCCUUCUGGGCCUCCUGUGCUUCCUCAAUAGUCCCUCGCUGGAGGAGAAUGUGAAGGAGCAGGCUACUAACUACCUGCUGCUGGCUAGUGUGGCUUUGAGGACGGUGUGGGCCUUAACUGAUAGGAUAAUGGGCUGCGUUCACUAUAAACCCACCUUGCUCUUGUCCGAGGAGCUCCUAGAACUCCUGGGCUUUGGAAUUGCCAGCACCACCAUGCUGAUGCACAAAUCUAUUGCCCUCAUUGCCCUAGUGGUGGCGCUGGGGGCUCUGAUCGUGAGCCUACGUGUUAAAUCCCUCCUAGCCCUGCCCAACUUGGCCUGCUUUGCCCUGGUCACCUCUCUGCUGUUCUUCAAGGCCGUGGGGAUAACCACCAAUCCCUUCGCCCUGGGCUGCUACCUGGGCCGUCUGAUAUGUGACCCCCUCUUGGACGUCUACUUCAGCAGCCUGGGGGCCACCGAGCGCUGGCUGCCCCUGCUUUCCUGGGGACGUGUCUGGCGUCGACUCUCCCUGCUCCCUCUAGGCCUUGUGGAGAUAGCCUUCUUCAUCCUAGCCGCUCUAAAGAUGAGCCAUCUAGAACUGUGGUACCUGGUGAUCCCUGGAUUCUGUGUGUUUGGCCUGUUUUGGACAGUCUGCCAUGUGGUGCUGGUGAUCACACUAUGGGGCUUCCACACCAAGCUGAGUGAAUGUCAGAAGGCGUGCUCGAUCCAGCAGUCAGACACACGCAGCCUGGACCGGGUCAUGGCCUCGCGGGGGAUGAGACACUUCUGCCUGAUCUCUGAACGCCUGGUCUUCUUCAGCCUGGUGUCCACAGCCAUACUGGCAGCUGUGUCCUGGCAGCCCUCAAAUGGUGUGUUCAUGAGUGUGUUCCUGGUGGUUCUCCCUCUGGAGUCUCUGGCCCACGGGCUCUUCCAUGAGCUGGGCAGCUGCCUGGGGGGCACAUGUGUGGGCUACGCUCUCGUCGUCCCUACCAGCUACAGCAGCCCAGACGGCCAGCCCACCCUCCUACCUCCGGACCAGGUGCAGGAGCUGAACGUGCGCUCCACGGGCAUGUUGAACAGCGUGCAGCACCUCUUCUCCCACCACAUGAUCAAAACGUUUGGCUGUGACUACUCCACCAGCGGGGUGACUUUGGAGGCCCUGCAGGCUAAACUCAAGGCCUUCCUGGAGCUUCGCACGGCCGACGGGCCCCGCCAUGAUACAUACGUGGUGUUCUACAGCGGGCAUACGCAGCGCUCCGGGGCCUGGGCACUGGCAGGAGGAGACUCUCUGCGUCUGGAGCAGCUGCUGGAGUGGUGGAAGGAGAAGAACAGCGGCUUCACCUCCCGUCUCAUCCUGGUCCUGGACACAGAGAACUCCAUGCCCUGGGUAAAGGAGGUCCGCAGGACGGAGGGAGUCUACUUGGCCGUGCAAGGGGCUGGGCUCACCCCCGCUGGUGACAUCGAAGGCGGGGUCGCCCCCCGCCUUGGGGACUUCACCUCGGAGUGGGUGGAGUUCAACUGCAACCCGGACAGCACCACCCAGUGGUCGGAGAAGGACAGGGCGGUGGCGGCGGCCUACGGCGUGUCGAAACACUGGAGCGACUACACGCUCCAUCUUCCCACAGGGAGCGACGUGGCCGAGCACUGGAAGACCCACUUCCCCCAGGCUACCUAUCCUCUGGUACACCUAUCCAAUUGGUGCUGUGGGCUCAACCUCCUCUGGCUGUGUGGAGUGUGUCUGAGGUGCUUCAGGCGACUCAAACUGGGCUGGUUCCCUCCCAAUAUACUAGACACGGGACAGGGCAUCAAACUGGUCCACUCAUAGACUGACUGAGCUGCCUGUCUGCCUGGGAGAUCACUUGCCUGACCACUCGUCCUGAAUUGAAUUCCUCUGCUCUAUCAAUCGCUACCUACUUUAGUCUGAAGCUGUCAUCCUAGAAGUUGACUUCAAAACAAAUUCAUCAGUGAUUGGGUAGAUUUGUUAUAGACGAUCCAAUCAGAGAAUCGAAGUUGAUAACGUCAUCGGGUAGUCCGGCUCUGGCCCAACCCAUCUGUUUCUGGGGCCAAUCAGAUUGGUCAGAUUGUGUUCGCGUUCUAGAAAUCGUCAGGGGGGGAGGCAAAUCCAGACUCAUCGUGGAGAACAAACAUCAGUUGGACGGAGCAAUGUGGAUGGGUAGCCAGGCAAGGAGACCACAAUGGAGUUUCAGCAGGUAGCCUAGCGGUUAAGAGGGUUGGGCCAGUAACCGGAAGGUCGAUUGUUCACCUAGUCGGCUCGGGGAUUUGAACUAUCUUGUCGAUGUGGCCUUGAGCAAGGCACUUAACCCUAAUUGCUCAUGUAAGUUGGUCUGGAUAAGAGCGCCUGCUAAGUGGCUAAAAUGUAAAUGUGUUGACCUAUGGUAAGUUAUGUGUAGACAAUCACCAAUAGAAUAUGUAGUAAAGUACAGUCACCACAAUAGGCCUGCUUUCUAUGGUAAAGCUAUAGACAAUCACCGCAAUCAGUCUUAUUGCCAUAGACUUCAACCAUGCUAGUGUGGGCCUUGUAUCUAAAUGGUACAAGUAGACAAUCUCCACAAUAUUCUGUGUAUCUAUGGUUUACCGACAUCCACCCUAUGUGCCUUGUGUUACUUUGUGAAUUGAACUUUCUCGGGACAUUGUGCUUUAUUUUGAUAGUGUAAUAUAUAAUUAUUUCAUAAGUGUUAUUUUCUGGGACGAUUUUUGUAAAUUGUUUGUCAUGUUUAGUUCCCCUUUUGAAACUGAUACUAUACAGAUUUUACCAUUAAAAUGUCUAGCCAAAGAUUUUGGGACAAUUUUCAAGAGUUGUGUCUUGCCUUGCAUUUGGUGUUGGUUUCUGUUGACUGACUAUUUAAAAUGAUGAGACGAAAGCCUUAUUUUAGCACCCAAUUCUGUUCCAUUAGAUGGAUCAUCACAAAUGUGGUUAAUUCAUUGAUUUGUUUUUUUUAAAACAUUCAUUUUAUAAAUGUGCUGCAUCAGUGUGAGUAGGAGGAGGGAGUGUUGACAAUUGGUCAGCCUGACAGGAUCCAUAUAGCUGCAGGGAUGUACAGUACACAGCUCCCUGCCUGGCGCCACUUUGCUGGAGUUGUUUUGGAGUCAAAUCCACCGUUAAAACAAUGACUCACCACAUGUAGCCUAUCAUUGAAUCGCUGUGCCCUCAUUGGUUGCGAUGGCCAUGGUGACCCAUAUUGGCCAACCUUUCUGCUUCAUUUGGUGCUCUCUCUCGCUCUUUCGCUGCGAUGCUGCCUUUAUGAUACACUGUGAUGUUUAUGCUAAAAAUGUCCAAUUGUAUUAUUCUACAUAGAAAUGAAAGCUGAGCUUUUUGUCUCGCUAUGUAUUUGAUGUCCUGAUAAGAACCGAUGUGAUGCCUUAUCUCAGAUUAUGCUGGAAUAAUAAAGUGAAUAUGUAAAACGUUGCCUUUUGUAAAAAAAAAAAAUAAAAUGUAA